Sinocyclocheilus grahami is the source of this 2473-nucleotide messenger RNA. It is a transcript of the gene ppm1g, whose product is annotated as protein phosphatase, Mg2+/Mn2+ dependent, 1G. Gene Ontology annotation, molecular function: cation binding; protein serine/threonine phosphatase activity. The coding region runs from base 398 to 2014 and encodes 538 amino acids. Gene Ontology annotation, biological process: protein dephosphorylation. NCBI's taxonomy places the organism in Eukaryota, Metazoa, Chordata, Actinopteri, Cypriniformes, Cyprinidae. The record is from RefSeq and is a predicted model, not a curated record. The transcript is spliced from 10 exons. Gene Ontology annotation, cellular component: nucleoplasm.
CCGGUGUGCCUAAAGUCCGCCCUCUGUGAAAUGGGUUUGCUGGUGGACAGUAGAUUAUGUUGACUCACACGUGUUAAGGGCUUUUCCGUGUUUUAAAAGAGACUCAAUUCGAAUCAGCAUUUAUCCCCUCCGUGUUUAAAGUUCGCUCCGUGUCUGACAGACUCGCCGGGACGCGUCUUUCAUCGGUGUUUGUUCGUUUGUUUCGAAACUGCAGCAGCGUUAGCAGCCCGUCGGCUAGCAGCAGCAGGCUAACACACCGGUCUGCGCUCAUCUAAGGGCCACUGCACACUGAAAUGUGACAAGUACCUAGUUUGCACAGACGUUUCACCUGUCUUUGAAAUCAGCAAACCGGAUUUCUUUAGUAUUAGGUGCUUUUCUUUCACGAAACGCAUACACCAUGGGGGCUUACUUGUCUCAACCCAACACGGAGAAGACCGCAAGCAACGGCGGGAAUGAGAGCAUGCUCUUCGGCUUCGCGGCCAUGCAGGGCUGGCGAGUGUCUAUGGAGGACGCGCACAACUGCAUCCCAGAGUUGGAUGAUGAGACUGCGAUGUUCGCGGUCUAUGAUGGACAUGGAGGUGAAGAGGUUGCUCUGUAUUGCUCCAAGUACUUACCUGACGUCAUUAAAGAGCAGAAGGCGUAUAAGGAUGGCAAACUGCAGAAGGCUCUGGAAGAUGCGUUCCUGGCUAUAGAUGCCCGAAUCACCACAGAGGAAGUCAUCAAGGAGCUCGUUCAGAUCGCUGGACGUCCUCAGGAAGAAACGGAAAAAGUAGCAGAUGAAGAUGAUGUUGAUAAUGAAGAAGCAGCUCUGCUGCAUGAAGAGGCCACCAUGACAAUUGAGGAGCUGCUUAGCCGCUUCGGACAGAACCAAAACAAAAAUGCCAAAAAGCCGUGUCCAGGUGCCUCUAAAGAGUCUGAGAAGGGAGAGAAAUCUCGUGCUGAGAAGGGAAUCAAUGGUGAGACGGAAAGCGGGGCUUCUGAAGCCGACAGCAAUGGGAAGGAGAAGGCAGCCGGUGCUGGAGAUGCGGCCGGAGGCUCCAAGAUGAGGGCCUGCAGACGGGCGGCUGUGUCCGGAGGUGGCUCUGCUUCUGAUGGAUUCGCUGAGAAGUCUGGGUCGACUGGGGAUGCCGGUCCUUCCUGCUCCUCGUCUGCAGCUCCUGCUCCAGGAAGUGCCAAGUCCAGGUUCUUUGAGGACUGUGAAGAGUCGGAGGAGGGAGAAGAUGAAGAGGACGGUAGUGAGGAAGAGGACUGCAGUGAGGAGGAUGGUGAACACAGCAGUGAGAACGAUGAAGAGGAUGACACAGAAGAGGGAGAGGAGGAGGAUAGUGAUGAAGAGGAGGAUAUGUGCUUGCCGGGGAUGGACGGAAAAGAGGAGCCAGGUUCAGACAGUGGCACCACAGCUGUAGUUGCUCUUAUUCGUGGGAAGCAGCUCAUCGUGGCCAACGCUGGAGACUCCAGAUGUGUGGUGUCUGAAAAGGGAAAGGCGGUGGACAUGUCCUAUGACCACAAGCCAGAGGACGAGCUGGAGCUGACCAGAAUAAAGAAUGCUGGUGGGAAGGUGACGAUGGACGGCCGUGUCAAUGGAGGCCUGAACCUCUCCAGAGCGAUUGGUGAUCACUUUUAUAAAAGGAACAAGGUUCUUCCCCCAGAGGAACAGAUGAUCUCUGCUCUACCUGAUGUCAAAGUGCUGACUCUCAAUGAAGACCAUAAGUUUAUGGUUAUUGCCUGUGAUGGCAUCUGGAACGUGAUGAGCAGUCAAGAAGUGGUGGACUUUGUAAAUGAGAGAUUGAAAACUGAGGCUGGUAAAAACAGACCCCUGUCUGCCAUUAUUGAAGAGCUGCUGGACCACUGCUUAGCACCAGACACUUCAGGAGAUGGUACAGGAUGUGACAACAUGACCUGUAUAAUUAUCACCUUCUCCCCACACCUUGGGAGCAACAUAGAGGGGAGCACCAAGAAGCGAAAGCCAGAGGAGGAAAACGGCAACGACAGCAAAAAAUCCAAAACUGAAUAGAAGAGCCGUUCCUGAAGGUGCUGAUUAUUUUCAGGACACUUUCCCCUUUGAAUUCAGACCACUGGGAAAAUUUUAAGGAUAGCUCUAUAAGAAAGAGCAUUUUAGUUUUCAACGAUUCAAAGAUGCACGCAACUAGAACUGUUAACCCAGACCAUUUGUUCUUUGUUUUUUGUUCCGAUUUGUUUAAUAUUCCCGUCGACGACGUCUGUAAUUGAUAACUGAAUGAUCGAAGCGCAGUAUGGUAGCAGAGGUGAUGACACACGAGUCUGUGUCCUCCUGAUGUAUCCGUCUUGUCCAUCGUACCCUCGUUUAUGUACAUAGUGUUUUUCCAGUAACCAUCAGCUUGAUUUGAAUGCUCUUUUUCUUUUCUUAUUUUCAGUAGUGGAUCAUUGUGUCAGUAUUUGUGACCUUUUUAUUUUCUGAACACCAGUAUGUAAUUGAUCAAAUAAAUUUUUUUUU